ACUCAGUUUAAGUCAGGCGGCAAGAUGAUAAAGUUCUUUUUAGUGGAACUGCUGGUUCUACUGGCCAGCUCGUCAGUUUUCUCCAUCGAAGUGGACACCGAACUGGGACUCGUGCGGGGAUCAAAUUUGACCUCCAGAUUGGGAUUGCCCUUCCAUGCCUUUCGAGGCAUUCGGUAUGCAGAACCGCCUUUGGGCGACUUGCGUUUUGUGAACCCGCAGCCUGUGAAAUCCUGGGCACCCACGACCUUUGAUGCCACUGAAGAUGGACCGAUGUGCCCGCAACCGUGGGACAAUAUGACCGACGUUUCCGAGGACUGUCUGCGGCUGAAUGUGUAUACGAAGGACUUAAAAGGUCGGCGACCGGUAAUCGUCUUCAUCCAUCCUGGAGGCUUUUAUGUGUUCUCGGGGCAGAGUAAGUAUUUGGCAGGUCCCGAACAUUUAAUGGAUCGCGAUUGUGUCCUGGUUUCGCUGAAUUACCGGCUGGGUAGCUUGGGCUUCCUGGCCACCGGAACUAAGGAGGCUCCGGGCAAUGCCGGACUCAAGGAUCAGGUCGUGGCACUGCGCUGGAUCCAAAAGCAUAUCCACCGCUUUGGCGGUGACCCCGGUAGUGUGACUCUUGUGGGUUACAGUGCGGGCAGUAUUAGUGUGGCUCUUCACAUGCUGUCGCCCAUGUCGAGAGGUCUCUUCCAUCGCGGCAUCUGCAUGAGCGCCUCACCAUAUGGACCAGUGCCAUUCAAAAGCAAUGACCUUCUAUUGGCCCAACGACAGGCCAGAUUGCUAAAGUGUCCGCAAGGACCUGUUAGGGAAAUGGUAGACUGUAUGAGACGAAAACCCUACCUGGAUUAUGUGAGCACCUACAAUGGAAUGUUUGAUUUUGGCUGGAAUCCCGUGCUCAACUGGAGAAUAGUAGUUGAGGAGGACUUUGGCCAGGAGCGAUAUCUUAUCGAAAGUCCCUUCAAAACAGCUCGACGUGGCGAUUUCCACAAGGUUCCCCUCAUCACUGGCAUUACGGAGUUUGAAUUCCUUUCUGGAGUAUUUUUUGAUCUUCGGAAUGAAAGUAUUGUGAGCAAGUACAACCAAGAUUGGGAACACUAUGCUCCCAUCGCCCUCCUUUUGGAUCGAAACUCAACCCAAUCACGAAGCGCCAGUCGAGUUUUGAGAGAUAAAUACAUGCCUGAGAGCAGGGAUAAGCUGGAAUACCCAAAAUCCCUCAAAGGUAUGGGCGAACUUUUAAGCGAUGCCUUGAUUGGAGUGUCCUUCCAUCGCUUUCUUCGCAUGAUGGCCCCUCACACACCUAUUUACACCUAUCUGUUUCGGUACAAGGGCAGAUAUAGUUUCCUUAAAAAUCCCGAUAAUCAAAAAGCUAUGGGUCCGGUUCACCAUGAUGAGCUUAUAUAUCUGUUUCAUGUGGGCCUUAUAGGUCCUCUAUUAAAAAGAGAGGACCCUGAAAACUUAACAAUUGAGCGUAUGACGCGUAUGUGGAUCGAAUUUGCUCAAAAGGGUGAUCCCCACAACAAGAGCGAUCAGUAUCUGAAAGAUCUUAAUUGGCCCCUUUACAAUUCUCGAGAUCAGGCUUAUCUGGAAAUUGGUGACACUCUUACAGCAAAAAACGGCGGUUUUUUCCUAGAGCGGUAUCAAAUCUGGGAAGAAUUAUUUCCACUAGCAAGCUUUACCUAGGGUAAUCCCUGGAUUUUUAAUCGAAACUUUUCAUUUAAUCAAAUGUAAUAAAUUUAUUCUCUUUAUAUUUUAA
Molecule: messenger RNA, 1750 nt
Organism: Drosophila elegans
Lineage: Eukaryota; Metazoa; Arthropoda; Insecta; Diptera; Drosophilidae
Product: juvenile hormone esterase
Exons: 4
Coding region: 25-1677 (550 amino acids)
Source: RefSeq, a predicted model, not a curated record